Molecule: messenger RNA, 1494 nt
Organism: Nothoprocta perdicaria
Lineage: Eukaryota; Metazoa; Chordata; Aves; Tinamiformes; Tinamidae
Gene: TRIM69
Product: tripartite motif containing 69
Exons: 5
Coding region: 1-1494 (497 amino acids)
Molecular function (GO): protein binding
Source: RefSeq, a predicted model, not a curated record
AUGAUGUCACCCGGCGCAGCCGCCGCGCUCCCCUCGCCGGCGUCCGGCGGCGAGGCCGACAGCCUGCCCGAGCUGCCCCUGCCCUUGCCCGGCGAUCUCCUCGGCAAGGACUUGUCCUGCACCAUCUGCCUCAAGUGGUUCACAGAGCCGCUGAUUCUGCCCUGCGGCCACAACUUCUGCAAGCCGUGUCUGACCGACACCUGGGCCAGGGCGGCGGGUGCCACUUGCCCCGAGUGCCAGGCCGAGGUCCCAGGCGGGCAGUACAUAGAAAACACGGUGCUGGCAAAGGCCCUGGAGAGCCUCAAGGGCUUCCAGGUGGAGCAGGGCGAGCAGAAGUGCGGCGAACACGACAAACCCCUCACGCUCUUCUGGAAACCAGAUGGGAAGCUGGCUUGUUUGUCCUGCCGGGAGGCAUCCAAGGAGCAGAGCGACCAGUUUCUGCUCGUCUCCGAGGCCGUGCAGCACUACCUGGAAAACCUGAUCCUGAUCCGGAGCCGCGUGGAGUGCACCCUGCAGAAGCUGAAGCCCCUGUGGCAGAGGCAGAAGGAGCAGAUCGCGUCCCACCUGGAGAACAGGUUGCUUCUUCAGCAGAACAUCUCUUUGGAGUUUGUCAAGCUUCACCAGUUCCUCCACGACAGAGAGAAAAGACUAAUGGAUGAGCUGCAGGAGAAGGGGAAGGUCUUUCUUCAAGACAUGCAGCUCAAUAUGGGCGUCCUCCAAGAAAAGUGGAACCAAGCAAAAGAGAUACUGACUCACAUCCAGUCCCGGCUCUACCGCCACAACUCCACCAGCUUCCUAACAAUGACAACUUGUUGCCUGCUCAGCUUGCAGGAGAAAGCCCAGGGCCUGUCCGAGGGCCAGCUCGUCUGCCGGGAGCUCAGCCUGGGGCAAUUCAAGGGGCCCAUCCAGUAUGCCGCGUGGAAGGAGAUGAAAUCCGUACUCAGCCCAGGGCUGUCCUUGAUAACCCUGGACCCCAGAACCGCGCACCCGAACCUCGUGCUGUCUGCGGACCUCACCAGCGUGAGGCACAGUGACACCAAACAGGCGCUGCCCGGCGCCCCGGAGAGGUUCGACGCCAGCAUCGCGGUGCUGGGGGCACAAGGCUUCACCGCCGGGAGACACUACUGGGAGGUCGAGGUGGAGAAGAAGCCCAAGUGGACGCUGGGGGUGGUGAAAGGCUCCGUCAACCGCAAGAAGAGGCGCCCGCUCUCGCCCGGGGAAGGCUACUGGGUCAUCAUGUUGAGAAACGGGCGCGAACUUAAAGUGCUGGACGUGCCCCCCAAAGGGCUGCUCCUGCGGGCGCCCCUCACCAAGAUCGGCGUGUUCCUGGACUACGAGGGCGGGCAGGUGUCCUUCUACGAGGCUCACGCCAUGUCGCAUAUCUACACGUUCCGGGACGCGUUCGCGGAGACGCUCUACCCCUACUUCUGCCCGUGCCUCAACGAGGCCGGGGAGAACAGCCACCCGCUGCGGGUGUUUUCCACCGAAACCUAA